AUGGCUCUGGCAAAAUCCAUCACCAUUAUCUCCUCGCCGUAUCAUCUCGGCGUCCGCGACGCUGCCGUCGGCGCUGGACCGACAGCAUUGCUGGCCGCGGGCUUCGCAGAUGCCAUCCAGCAGCAGGGCAUAGCAGUCCGUGUGGUGGAACUUGAAUCUGUUGAAGAAUUCGACGGCGAGAUAGGCCGCUUAUUUGAGCUUUUGCGACGCACAUCCAAGACCGUCACUCAAGUCGUGCAGCAGAACUCGUUCCCCAUUCUGCUGGCGGGUAACUGCUCCACCACCGUCGGCGUCCAGGCGGGCUAUGCGGCUGCCAGGAACAUCGUUCCCUCCUGCGUCUGGUUCGACGCUCACGACGACUUCAACACUCCCGAUGUUCUGGCUAGCGGGUAUCUCGACUCCAUGCCCGUGGCAAUGCUGGCGGGCCUGGGCUGGAAGACGCUUCUAGCCAGCAUUCCUGGCUUCAAGCCGCUGGACCUCCAGCGCCAGCUCGUCCACUGCGGCAUGCGCGAUGUCACGGAGCUCGAGCGCUCGCGCGUCGUGGAGGCUAGAUUUCCGGUCAUAUGGGGCGACACUGAGAAGCAGGUUGAUUUCGAGGGUGAGCUGCACAGACUCCUCAAGGAUAAGAAAUUGGGCGAGACCAUGGUGCACCUUGAUCUUGAUGCUCUCGACACCUCGGUCGGGAAUGUGAACAAGUUCUCUGCUCCCGGUGGCUUAUUGGAAGAUGACUUGGAGAGAUGCUUGAGAAUGAUUCCAUCCGAGUCCAAACCCGUGUCGUUGACUAUUGCAUCCUAUGACCCUUCGUUUGACAAGGAUAGGAGAAUACCGCCGGUGGCCAUCAAUGGAGUCGUGGCUUUCGUCAAAAGCUUGAUUGCUCAGGGGUUCUUGGAGGGCACAUCAGAAACUGCGUCGCGGGCCAUAUAG
Pestalotiopsis fici W106-1 is the source of this 924-nucleotide messenger RNA. RefSeq lists its product as uncharacterized. Bases 1 to 924 code for a protein of 307 amino acids. The record is from RefSeq and is a predicted model, not a curated record. The transcript has a single exon. Gene Ontology annotation, molecular function: manganese ion binding; arginase activity. NCBI's taxonomy places the organism in Eukaryota, Fungi, Ascomycota, Sordariomycetes, Amphisphaeriales, Sporocadaceae. Gene Ontology annotation, cellular component: nucleus; cytoplasm; cytosol.